Thunnus maccoyii (southern bluefin tuna) is the source of this 2632-nucleotide messenger RNA. RefSeq names its product E3 SUMO-protein ligase ZBED1-like. Lineage: Eukaryota; Metazoa; Chordata; Actinopteri; Scombriformes; Scombridae. The coding region runs from base 1186 to 1833 and encodes 215 amino acids. The record is from RefSeq and is a predicted model, not a curated record. The transcript is spliced from 2 exons.
ACUAGUUGUGAGGGAAAAAUUGAUUCACAUAAGAAUUGCGAUUCUUAUCUUCUUUGAUUCUAAAUCAAUUCACAAUUUCCAAAAAUCGAUUUUUAAAAGCGUUUUUUCCAUCUUAAGUAUAGUUUAAAUUUUCUCAGUAGCAAUUUUAGCGGUGUGGCUACUGGUGAGUCAGUUGCUGCUAACGUUAGGUCUCUGAGUCGGUGGCCUAUUGAAAAUGGAGCAGCAAGAAAUUCAGCCAGUCUCAUCUUCACUGAAGGCAAGCGUCUGGAUUUUGGAUUUUACAAUAUGCCGGGGAAGAAGGAGUUUGGUAUGCAAGGUUUGCAAAAUCAAAGUCAAGUACUUCGGGAACACACCAAAUGCCCGGGCUCACAUCAUACGCCAUCACCCAGAAUUGAAAGAAGUGGAACAAGGGCCAACAGCCAACCAACGCACACUGCACCACUGGACCAAACUCCCAGCCUUGAGUGAACAGGCAGAAAAAUAAACUAGAUCCAUCACCUGUUUCACUUCAAAAGACCUGCACCCCUAGUAGUCGACAAAGAAAGGUUCAUAUACAUGAUCCAGACAACUGAGCCAAAGUAUGACAUACCAUAACAUCAUUUUUUUACUGAGAAAGUGGUACCUCAGCUUUACCAAGAGACAAAGGUAAAAGUCAGGGAAGCCUGGACUGAAGCCACCAGAAUAGCUCUUACCUGUGAUGCAUGGACAACCCAGUCAUUCAUCACGUUCACCAAGUGGCAGCUCGAGUCUCAUGUUUUACAAACUAGGGUGACGCAUGAAAGCCACACAGCCAUGAAUGCAAUGUUUCACUCCGUCGCAGAUGAAUGGAAGCUAACAGUUGCAGAUUUGGUGAUUGUUAGAGGUAAUGCUGCGAACAUGUUUGCUGCUGUGCAGCUGGAAAACUUAACAUACGUGUUUUGCAGAUAUAAUCAUUCUUGCCGCUCAGCAAGCUCUGAAGCUAAAUUCGGUGUCACGGCUGCUUGGAAGGAUUGGGCGAAUCACUUGAUCCCUCCACUGCUGCACCAUUGUUAAGUCAUGCCCUGCAGGUGAAACAGAAGCUUCUGCAGUUGUUGCCACACAAGCUGAAAAUCGUUGUCGCUACAAGAUGGAAUAGUGCUUUCGAAAUGGUUGAAAGAUUUCUAGAGCAGCAGUCUGCCAUUUGUGCUGCUCUCCAGGUGAGAAAAUAUGGAGGUUCAAGCAACAUCUGCACACAGCGAAAUGAAUGUCUCCAAUGCUGAAGAAAUAGCUAAAGCACUCAAGCCAAUGAAAUACACAACCAACAUCAUGUCACAGGACUCUACACCUAAACUGUCAAUGAUCGCUCCAUUGCAUGUUCAGCUGCUUCACGACACAGAAGCAGGCUUUGCUGGUGUUGACACACCAAUUGUCUGGGAAAUCAAAGCGGCGAUCCACAAAGAUUCAGCAAAGAGAUACACAAGAGUGCAGAAGAGCAUUCUUCACACAGCCUCUACACUCGAUCCCAGGUUUAACACACUGCCUUUCCUUCCUAAAGAAGAACAGCUGGACAUCUAUGCUAAAGUGAUUGCAGAGGCUGCAGCACUUGAGAAAGAGGUGAGGCCAGUUAAGGCUGAGGACAAUCCUGAGGAGCCAGAAUCAGGCCAAGAAGAAGGUCCUGCCUCUAAAAGAAGAACAUCUGCACUGGCUAAUCUGCUGGGCAGGACAUUUACUGAGCUCAGAGGUGUCCCUAAAUCUGCCAACACCAGAGCUGAGGAGGAGCUGAAGAUAUCUGGAGGAAGCUCCACUAUCUCUCACAAGACCCCCGUCAAUGGCGGAUGUCCCAUGAGACAGCUUUCCCUCUACUGGCCAAAUUAGCUAAAUGCUACCUGUGCUACCUAGAGAGAGCGCAGAGAGAGGAUUCUCCACUGCUGGGGGAUAUAGUGCCAGCACAGUGGAGCAAUCUUACUCCAGAACAUAUAGAUCAGCUUUUUUUUCUACAAAGAACCUGGAUAUUGCAGUAAUCCUGCACACCAAGUCAAAACUGUGUCAAGCAUUAUUGUUCAAUUUGUUGAAAAAUCACACGAAAUACCAGUUUUACAGUGUUAUUUUUGAAAUUGGCAAGUUUCUGAGAACUAAAAAUGCAGCUAGCCUAGGCCUGCCAAUUUUAUUUAUGUGACAGCAUUUUUAUUUUUUGUGUGACAGACCUUGUUAUUCUUGAAAUCACUGAGAAUUGAAAAAUACUAAAAAGUUUGUGAAUAAAUGUUACCUUUUGUCUCAAGUCUGCCUUUGUGUGUUUGCAUUAUUGCAAUCAGUUGAUAUAACUUUUUCAAAUAUAAAAACUACAUAAUCUUCUACACACUUUACUAUGCUUUCAUGCCAUCAUUUGCCACGCUGCCUUUCUUAGCGCACAGCGGACUGAGGUAGAUCCUGAAAUUAGCAUCACUGCACAAUGAAUAAAGAAUCCAUUUUGAGUGGAAUCGUGAGAUUCAGAAAGAUUCAACCUCUAGUCCAUACAUGACAUCGCAGAGACAAAUACACGUCAACGUGAAGACACAUCAAGGUCGACACGUGUUUGUCAAAGAUACAUCAACACAAUCACAAAGUACUUUAAAUGCAUCAGUGUUUGAAAGCUGCUGUACAGGUGAACUUUAACUGUAGCACUGCUGUGUAUUAA